Coccomyxa subellipsoidea C-169 is the source of this 879-nucleotide messenger RNA. RefSeq lists its product as hypothetical. Bases 1 to 879 code for a protein of 292 amino acids. NCBI's taxonomy places the organism in Eukaryota, Viridiplantae, Chlorophyta, Trebouxiophyceae, Coccomyxaceae. Gene Ontology annotation, biological process: regulation of DNA-templated transcription. The record is from RefSeq and is a predicted model, not a curated record. Gene Ontology annotation, molecular function: DNA-binding transcription factor activity; DNA binding. The transcript is spliced from 5 exons.
AUGACAGAGGUGCUCGCCGAGCCUGCUUCCACGGCGAGCCAACUGUCGGACGCUGUCGUGGAACAGAUCGUUCCUGUAGCCAGCGAUUUGGCAAAUACUAGUCAGACGCAGGACUCGCCUUCUACAGGGCCCAGUCCUUCUGCAAGUGAUCAGUAUUCACCAGCUGCUGUGCCGCCCAGCAGCGCAGAGACAGCGAAAGACCCAUUCACUUUGUUCCGCAAUGCCGCCCUGACCUUCUCCAAACUGCCUGCUAUCUACCAGAGACAUCGCCCUGGAUCUCCAAAUGUGGUGGCGCACCAGGUGCCUGACUGGCGCAUGGUCAAGGCCAACCGGCACCAACCGCCGCACCGGCAGAUCUGGGAGAAGACAGACUUGACCCACGACCGCUCCUCGCCCAAGACAUCCAAGGUUAACAAGGCCAAGGGCCACAGCUCUGGGCGGACCUACACCUCCAAGUACCGCGGCGUGCACCAGACCUUCCCCACAAGGCGCUGGGAGGCCCAGUUCCGGCGGAAUGGGAAGCCCACGUCGCUGGGCUGCUUUGAUGAGGAGGAGCAGGCGGCCAGGGCGUAUGACAAGAUGAUGCUGUGGUGUGAGCUGCACAACACCAGCGGCCUGAAGGGCGGCGGCAUCACCAACUUUGACCCCACCGAAUAUGAGAAAGACCUCGUGUGGCUCAACAGCAUCUCCCAGGAGGAGCUGGUGCAGGCGAGCAGGAGCGAGGGGCGGCGGCAGACGGCGCACGGCAAGGCACAGCGCGUGAUCACGCCGGAGGCACGCCGCGAGCGCCUGCGCAUGCAGACGCGCCGCCGCAACCGCAACCGGCGCUACUCGCCUGAUGAUGACGAGGACGACAGCAUGGAUGAGGACGAGUACUGA